This is a messenger RNA of Colletotrichum truncatum, 1719 nucleotides long. RefSeq names its product glycosyl hydrolase family 47 protein. Gene Ontology annotation, molecular function: mannosyl-oligosaccharide 1,2-alpha-mannosidase activity; calcium ion binding. Gene Ontology annotation, cellular component: endoplasmic reticulum; membrane. NCBI's taxonomy places the organism in Eukaryota, Fungi, Ascomycota, Sordariomycetes, Glomerellales, Glomerellaceae. The record is from RefSeq and is a predicted model, not a curated record. Gene Ontology annotation, biological process: mannose trimming involved in glycoprotein ERAD pathway; carbohydrate metabolic process.
AUGAUUCUCCCUCGCCGGCCGCCGCGGUUCAUCUUCGCCGUUGUAAUUGUAUUCAUCCUAAUACUCCUCAUCCACAACCCGUCCUGGCUGUCUCCAUCGACAAGCAGUCCAAGAGUAGCACGACACAAAAUCCAGUUCAAGCCGAGCUCAUUUAAAUGGACGACCGCCCACCAAUUCUAUCCUGUGUCGAGCCCUCUCACACCUCUCCCAACACGCAAAACCCUCAAGCUGCCCCGAAUCCAACACGAAUUCGGCACGACCGCGAACCCACACCCCGACGCGUCCAAACGCCAGAAGGUCGUUCGAGAUGUCUUCAAGAAGAGCUAUGACAGCUACAAACGUUAUGCGUGGAUGCGUGACGAGCUCACCCCUGUGAGCGCGGAUGGGAAGGAUACUUUUGGAGGAUGGGCUGCAACGCUUGUGGACUCGUUGGACACCCUUUGGAUCAUGGGCUUCAAGGAUGAGUUCUACGCUGCGGCUGAGGUUGCGGCCCGGAUGGAUUGGAUGAAUACGGUCGAGAAGAGUGCGAACAUGUUCGAGACUACAAUCCGGCAUUUGGGCGGCCUUCUCAGCGCCUACGAUCUGAGUGGCGAGGCCGCUCUCCUGGAGAAGGCAAGGGAGCUUGGAGAUAUGCUGUACAUGGGGUUUGACACUCCCAAUCGCAUCCCAGGCUUCUGGAUAAACUUCGAGGAUGCCAAGAACGGUGCUCAGUUGGCGGGGACGCACGAUCCGUCGGCCUCCCCUUGUUCACUCUCGCUCGAGUUCACACGCCUUUCCCAGCAUACCGGAGACAUGAAGUAUUUUGACGCUGUCAACCGUAUAAGUCGCUUUCUUGAACGCACCCAGUCCCAGUCUAAGCUUCCAGGGAUGUGGCCGAAGAUGAUUGACUUUCGUAAUGAACAAGUCGGCGCUGACAACGGCUUUACAUUGGGAGCCCUUGCGGACUCUCUGUAUGAGUAUUUACCAAAGAUGUAUGCUCUACUAGGCGGCGUAGACGAGUCGUACAAGAAGAUGUACCUCGGCGCCGCGGCGGUUAUAGAACAGCAUAUUCUGUUCCGGCCGAUGACGCCGGACAAUGCUAACAUCCUCUUUGCGGGUGAUGCGUAUGUCCAUCCCGAUAGGAUAGAUCACGUCGCUGAAGGCCAGCAUUUGUCGUGUUUUGCGGGUGGGAUGUUCGGCCUUGGCGGAAAGCUUUUCUCUAAUGACGAGCAUGUUGAUCUUGGUGAUCGCCUCGCACGUGGCUGUGCUUGGGCCUAUGAGGCGAUGCCAACGGGCAUAAUGCCGGAAAUCUUCAAUCUCAUUGCAUGCUUUUCGACGAAAGACGAGUGUCCUUGGGACGAGAAGAGGUGGGAACAAGAUGGCGACAAGAGGCUGAAGAAAGGGUUCAGAAAUGCCCGGGACCCCAGAUACAUCCUCCGCCCCGAGGCCAUUGAGAGCGUGUUUCUCCUCUACAGAAUGACUGGGAGUCAAGACUUGCAAGAUGUGGCUUGGAGAAUGUUCCAGUCCAUCAUCAAAGCAACGGAGACCAAGAUCGCCAACUCGGCAAUUGCUGACGUGACUGUUGCUCCUGACCAGACCCAGAAGAUUGAUUCCAUGGAGAGUUUCUGGCUGUCCGAGACACUGAAGUAUUUCUACCUGAUCUUCUCGCCCACUGACCUGAUAAGCUUGGACGAGUUCGUCUUCAACACUGAGGCACACCCUUUUAGAAUCCCCAAGUGA